GUGGGAGCGGGUGGCGAAUGGCUCCCUUCCACAGAUGUUACCGGGGCAGUUUGUGGUCCCACCGGCUCCAGUGGGACCAGGCUGCCGACCGUCUGGACACCCAGCGGGUGACGGGGGGCCAGAGGCGGCGGAGACGGCGGUCACCCACUUUGGGGAUGAUGUGCCCUCUCCAGGGGCUGCCAUGGCUCGGGACCGCCCUUGCUGCCAGCGGGCCGCCUCCCCGAGCGGGAAGCCUGUUUCGGAACGCGCUGCGGGACAGGGCCGGCGGGUGAUUCCUUCCUCUAAAACAGAAACGCAUCGCAGCCUUGUCACACAGCGGCACACGGACCUGUGGGCUCGGCAUCCCUGCAGCACCUCGGGCACAGCACCCGCGCCCGGUGCCCGAGGGAAGGGCAGAGCCGCGGCCGAGCCGGAUGGGGCGGUGGCUUCUGCGGGAGACGCAGCCGCGGCCCGGGCGAUGUGGGAGCCGCGGGGCGCGGCGCUGAGGGCGGCGGCGGCGGCCCUGCUGCUCGGGGCCGGCGCCUGCUACUGCCUGUGGCGGCUGGCGGCGGCGGGCGGGCGGCGGGGCCGGCGAGCAGCGGCCGCGCGGGGCCCGCCGGCAGAUAGCAGUCCUCCAGUGUCAACCCAUACCAUGGAUGUGGAUGUUCUACAGAAACUUAUUCAUUUGCUCCAGGCCACAGAUGAUCCAUUAAUUCAAGAGCAAGCUUUAAUCACUCUCAGCAACAGUGCUGCCUUCUCUGUAAAUCAAGAUAUAAUCCGAAAUUUGGAUGGUCUUUCUGUUAUUGGAGAGAUGCUUUCCAACUGCACUCCCAAAGUUAAAGAAAAAGCGCUAAAUGCACUUAACAAUUUGAGUAUGAAUAUUAAAAAUCAGGAAGAGAUACAGGUAUUUACUGCACAAGUUUGUAGGACUGUUGAGUCAGCUCCUCUGAACUCUGAUGUGCAGCUAGCUGGACUCAGGCUGUUGACAAAUAUGUCUGUUACCAGUGACUACCACCAAAAGAUGAUAAAUUCAAUUCCAUGCUUUUUUCAUUUGCUUUCAGAAGGAACUGAAAGGACACAGAUUCAUGUUUUGAAAGUACUUGUGAACUUAUCUGCAAACCCAGCCAUGACAAGACAUCUUCUCAGAGCUCAAGUGCCAUCAAUGGUGUUACUUUUUGACAACUAUAUAAACAGAGACAUUUUAGUUCGAGCCCUGGCAUUUGCAGCAAACUUGAAAAAGAACAUGAAUGAUGAAGAAGGCACCAUCAUUGAGGAAUACAGUGAAGACUCAAUUUUCUUCACACUCUGCAGGGACUCUGCCCCAUUUGCUCAGAGACUGGCAUCUUUGCUGCAUCACCCUGAUACAGAAGUGAAAGAACAAGUUGUGAGAAUAUUAAUGCAAUAGUGUUGUUUUCUUAAAACAGAAUGACCUGAUGAAAAUAUCUAAUCUCGGCAAUACUAUGCUAAAAAAGCAUGCAACAAGUAAACAAUGCAAUGGAGGAAAACAAAAACCCUAAAUACUAUCAUUUUAAUAGGCACAAAUGAGUUACUACAGAAGAGAAUGCAGUGUAUUUAAUACAGAUUUUUUUUUUACAAGCAAGAGAAAAGCAAUAGCUUAAUUAUUACUGAUAAACCACUGCACAGUUGCUACAUUAAUGCAAUGGGGACAAACAGUUUAAAACGUGAAAACAUUCAUAUGUAAAAUGAACAUUUUGAAUGGACGAGUGAAGUGAAUGUAUAUAUCCUUGGCAAUAUUAAAGUCUUUUUUUUAAGUAUUUACAGCUGUUGAAGAAAUACCUCUUUAGAAGCGUUCAUUAAAGAUUUAGCAAUUAGAGAUUAGGCAUUUAUAUUUUAUUAGUCUGUGAAGAGGUACAGCCAAAUCUUACAAAAUAAUAUGAAAUAAAGAACAAUACCAAACUGU
This is a messenger RNA of Poecile atricapillus (Black-capped chickadee), 1900 nucleotides long. Its product is annotated as armadillo repeat-containing protein 10-like. Gene Ontology annotation, cellular component: mitochondrion. Lineage: Eukaryota; Metazoa; Chordata; Aves; Passeriformes; Paridae. The transcript is spliced from 6 exons. The record is from RefSeq and is a predicted model, not a curated record. Bases 35 to 1384 code for a protein of 449 amino acids. Gene Ontology annotation, molecular function: protein binding.